GCCACAUCGUUAUCUGCCCGGAGGAUCUCCGACCGCACGAAGGACCGAGCCCGGUGAGCGCGUGUCUGCCUCUCUAUCCGUCGGUAGAGGGUCUGCAGUGAAUGAAUGAAGAGUCCGUCGGUCGGACACAGACACCGGGAAGAGACUCAGAGAACUGUCCUAGGACGCAUGUUACUGCUCCGUGUCCGUGUAUCCGGAUUAUUACCUAUCCUCGGUCAUGAUCAACCUGACUGCUCGCGGUGCGGCUCGUGUGUCCGUGAUAGUCGAGUGAUGGUGCAGAGGCGCGUGCGGUGCUGUUGGCAAAUGCGAGACAUCAGUUUGGUGACAGCGCGAGGACGUCAUACAGUUAAAUACUGCAUCUGAUUGAUGAGACAUUAACAUGACUUCGUCUGUGGGUGUGUGCGCCAUAUUCUCGGUGCACCUGCACCUCCUGCAAAUGAAUGCUGAUCCUGGGCUGAUCGAUAUCUUUUAAUGAUGGUCACAGUAUCUAUUCAUCUCUUUUUACCUCAUGGUUUUCUCUCCUGCCAAGAACCACAUGUGCAACCAUUCUCUACAAGCCUGAUCAUCUUCUUGUCUACCUCUUCUAAUUUAUUUCUAAGCCAUUUAAUUUAAUGCCAUUGCAAGGACUGAUGAGGACCUUUACACUGUUUCAGAUGGAUUUAUUGUGCUCUAAAAGCGUGUGGUUACUCUGAUGCAGCUCAACACAAUAUGCUCUUUUGUGUUCUAAUGGGAUCACCAUAAGGAUUCAGGUGGCCUUAUGUUCAAGUAAACGCCUCGAUAAUUAGAAGCCUGUGGAAUGCUUGAUCUCAAGAUGAAGGAAACGUGUCGCAUCUGUGGACGGGAGCUCUGCGGUAACCAGCGGCGAUGGAUCUUCCACCCCACCGCCAAGCUCAACCUGCAGGUGCUGCUGUCUCACGCUCUAGGGCGAGAGCUGGCACGGGAUGGCAGAGGAGAGUUUGCCUGCUCCAAGUGUACCUUCAUGCUGGACCGCAUGUACCGCUUCGACACGGUGAUUGCCCGCGUGGAGGCCCUGUCCAUCGAAAGGUUGCAGCGGCUCCUGCAGGAGAAACACCGGCUGAGGCAGUGCAUUGGUGGGCUCUAUCGGAAAACAAAUUCAGAAGAGGGUGCUGUUACAUUAACUGGAGGGAGUCAAGAGCCAGGAGAUGGGAUGGUGGACAUUUCAGGUCUCACCCAUGCAAAGUACUGUGCCCUGCUCCAGGAUGACCUGGUCUACUCUUUGUAUGAGUCCUGGGCCGACGAUGGCCUGGACUGUCACCACAACCACCAUCCUCAUUGUCUUGCCGGUCCGGGGUCAGAGGUUACAGGUUCCAGCUCACAUCGUUGUGUUCCCAGCACUCCCAGGAGGUGUCGGGGAUGCUCACACUUGCGGGUGGCGGACUCUGAUUAUGAAGCUGUUUGUAAGGUGCCCAGGAAGCUAGCACGGAGUAUUUCCUGCGGGCCAUCAACCAGAUAUUCAGCCAGUCUUGUUGGAGGGAGUGUGGCUGGAGGUGUAGGAGUUGUUGGAGGUGGUGGAGGAGGAGUAGGAGAAAGAGAAAAUGAUUCAGAAGAAGCCCCCUCCUCUCUAACUCUGGUCCCUGGUUCUCGGAACCCCUCGAGGAUGUCAGACAGUGAUCGCACCCUGGCUGGACGAGCCAGCUCCAGCCCCUCUAUAGCAUCCUUGGAGGCAGGCGAGGAAUAUAUUCAGCCUGGCACCAUAACAGAUGGGCCGCUGAGCUCCCCUAGGGAACCAGAUGACGACCAGAUAUCUGAUUCCCUCUCUGAUGAGCACAUCGGAGCCCCACACACACAAGCCUCACCUGGACCCAGCCUCUCUCUGGCCCUCUGUUUGCUGCAGAGCUAUGCUGUCCACCGGCCAGUCCGGAGCUCCAAGGGGAGCAAGCUGCCGGUGCUUCUCCGACAGAGCUCCAGUAAUGGAGGCUCGAGGCUGGGCUUCCCUGAUCCUCUUCUGGGAAUGUCUUAUGGAACUCCAGAGAGAGAAAGAGACAGUCAUAUGCCAACACCUGAGCUGGAGACCCCUCUGAUCAGGCUGGAUGCUGGGGUUGAUCAGGUUCUGAACCUGGCUGAGAUGGAAGAUUUAUUGGAAGAUUUGUACAAAGAGUAUCCUCCCCCACCUCCCCACCAGAGCCUUGUUGAGGAGCAGCAGAGUCAACUGAACCAGUAUGAGUGCGCGGCUGGACAGUGUGUCAGCGAGCUGCAGAAGGCCCAGCUCCAGGUCCAGUCCCUGCAGGCCAAGAUCCACGAGAGCGAGGCCAACAACAUGAAGCUGCAAGAGAAGCUGAAUGAGAUGGAGUGUGAGCUGCGUUCAAUCCGUCAGGCUGCACAGAGUCAGGAAAGAACCAUUGAGUGUCUCACAGAGUCUAACAGCACAAAAGACAGUGAGGCCCAGGAGCUGUACCAGCUGAUUGAAGGGCAGAACACCACCUUGUGUAAGCUGAGAGAAAUGGCUCAUCGCAACCAGCUUGCUCAGUCCAAGGCUCCAGAGGGAGUCAGUGAGUCCUUGACGCUUGCCCAGCUGCAGGGCGAGCUGGUGGGCGUUCAAAGCUCCCUUUUCUCCCUUGGUCUGGAGCUGGAAGCCAGCCAGAGGAGUCUGAGACAGAGCCAGAGGCAGGAAGAGGACCUAGCAAGGUUCAAGGAGCGACUCAACUCUGAUCUACAGGAGGCUCUGCAGCACAGGGAGGUCACUGAAAAACACAACCAGGACCUUCGCUGUGCCCUUCAGAAAACUCGCUCUGAGCUUCAGGCUAAAGAAGCAACUUUGAAGGAGAGCGAGGCAGAGAGACACGCUGUGGUGCAGGAAAAAGAAAGGAGCAUCGCACAGCUCAAAUGCUCUCUGCAAGACAAGGAGCAACAGUUACAGGAGUACUCAGAGAUGUUGGAGUCAACAGGAAGCUCCAAACCAAGAGAUGCCCUGCUGGAGAAACUAAGAGAGCGUAUUAAAGAUAGAGACAGAGCUCUGGAGCGCUCCAUCGAUGACAAGUUCCGCUGUGUGGAGGAGCGUGAGGGCCAGGUGAGGAGGCUGCAGCUGGCCCUCAGGGAGAAGGAACGAGACCUGGAGAGACUCCGCUGCAUCCUGUCCGGCAAUGAGGAGACCAUUACGAGUCUGGACGCCUUGGUGCGCGGUAAAGAGCUGGAGCUGGAGCAGGCGGCAGAGGCCUACAGGAACCUCCAGUGGCUGAAGCAGCAGAGUGAGGAAAAGGAGAGAAACACUCUGAGAGAGAAAGACACCAUCAUCAGCCAGCUACAGGCAGCUCUACAGACACGCAGCCAGGAGACACAGGAUCUGACUGCCGCCCUCGUUGCCAGAGUCCAGGCUGGUCCCACCGAAGUCGUAGAGGAGCUGAAGGCCCGGCUGGCGCUGAAAGAGAAACUCUUCCAGGAGCUGCUGUCAGACCGUAGCCGCCAGUCUAAUGAACACCAAGCACAAGUCCAGGACAUGCUCAACACCCUGAGCUCCAAAGACCAGUAUCUGCAGGACUACUCCUACAGGCUCUCUCUUGUGAUUAGCGAGCAGACCAGCCAGCUGCAAGAGCUCCGCAGACAGCUCUCAUUAAGAGAGCAGGAACUGUGCGAGCUGAACUGGGACAAGGAGAAAGAGAUGGGAGGAGAGACGGAGCAUCUGCGCGGUCUACUCAAAGAGAAAGAAGCCUUUAUUAAGGAACUGAUGCAUGGCCAGGAAGAGGCGAUGCAGCCCUCCUCUAAGGAGAGUGAGGCGGAGAUGAAGACUCUCCAAGAGGAGUUGCAGCUGGUAAUGAAGAAGGAGAUAGAAGCUCAGAAGGAGCUCUCUGCUCUGCGUUUGUCUUUGGCUCACCAGCAGGCCGCACGAGUGGACACUAAGGACAGCUCUGAUCAUCAAUGUGUGCUGGAACAGCUUGUGUCAGAGUACAACAAGCUCAACGAUGCCCUGAGGGCGGAGAAGCGAUUAUACCAAAAUCUUGUGCACAUUCACAGCAAGAGUGACAGCUCAGAGAAGAUCCAGACACUCCACACUGAGCUAGAUUCGGUUCAGGCACUCCGCAGACAGCUGGAGGAAGUCCUGGCCAGGACCCGUAACAUGGCCCUGGUGCUGGAAAGGGCAGCUAAAAGGCAGCCUGAUUUUGGAGAGCUCAGCACAGAGGAAGAGGAGGAGGGAGACGAUGAAGACGGCAGCAGUGAUGAGUUCACAGACAGCAUAGAGGAGGAUGAUGACAAAGUGUCGACCAGAAGUUUGGCUUCCAUUCAGGCUUGUGGACGUGAGGGUGUUCCCGGAGCGCCGGUGAGGGGGGUAGCGUCCCAGAGAUCUGAUGUAAAGCAGCUUGAGGAAGCAAAAAAGACACUUGAAGGUCAUCUUGAAGAAAUAAAGUUACAACUGGAGAGGGAUGGAUACACCUCUGUGGGUCAGAUGAGGAGUGCACUGCAGAGGUUGCAGCAGGAGAACCAGGCUCUGAAAGAAUGCCAUGGACGAACUGGAGUUGUGGGACUGAGAGCUAAAACGGAGGAGAAUCACAGGGGUCUGAUCCAGGAAGAAGAAGAAGAGGAGGAGGAGGAGGAGGAGGAGGAGGAAGAAGAAGAGGAAGAUAUUGAGGAAGAAGAGGAAGAUAUUGAGGUAGAAGAUGAAGAGGAGGAAACAUCUCCAGUGUCUGUGGGGAAGCGAGGUCCUCCAUGUGUUAGUCUGAGUGAGGAGCGAGGAAAGAGGCGAUGCACAAGGCCUCUGAUGUCCCAUCAUCACACACACCAGCCUGAGACGGAGGUGGAGCCUGCUGUUGGAAGCAGAGAGGUGGGAGAGCUCUGGCAGGAUAUAGAGGAGGGUCUCCGUGAGCAGGCAGCCCGUCUUAGCUCUGAUCUGGCUCUGAGCCACCAGGAGAACAGAGAGCUCCAGGAGAGGCUGAUGGUGUCUGAGGCCACAGUCCAUGCUCAGGCUGAACAACUGAAGGACUACAGAGACCUGCUAACAGAGACAUCGGUCCAGCAGGCCAGUAAGCAGGUGCAGGUGGAUCUCCAGGAUCUGGGUUAUGAGACUUGUGGUCGCAGUGAGAACGAAGCUGAGAGAGAAGACGCCAGCAGCCCAGAGUUCGACGACCUGGAGAUGUGCACGUCGCUGUCCAAUCAACAGGACUAUGAGGGUGGUAACUGGUACGCUGGUAACUGCAGCAGUAACAGAGGUGCUUAUGAAAUGGGGGAUGAGUCAUCCUCUCUCCAGCAUCUGGUCCAGGAUCUCCGCUCACAGCUGACCCGCUGCCACAAGGUGAUCCGUGGGCUGCAGCUGCGUGUCCGCUCCCUGUCUAACACCAGCGACUAUGCCUCCAGCCUGGAGCGCACCCCACGCAAGGUAAACUGGGCCUUCGAGACGUCACCAGCCCCGAGCGGUGUAGAAGAGGAUGAAGGCUGGGUGUCUGACACCCAAGGGAUUCGCUCAGGGUCCAAGCCCAGCAGGGAACUGCAAGAGCUGAUGGCACGAGUUGCGUCACUGGAGGCCCAACUGAAGAGCUCCAGACAGGAGGGCAAAGGCCAAGCCGAAGAGGGGAAAUGUGCCACCUGGCCUGGGAAGUACAACUCUCUGAUCCAGACACAAGCUCGUGAGUUGUCCCACCUGAGGCAGAGGAUGAGAGAGGGGCAAGGAGUCUGCCAUAUCCUCACCCAGCACCUGGGUGAUACCACCAAGGCCUUUGAGGAGCUGCUGCGUGCCAAUGAUAUUGAUUACUACAUGGGUCAGAGCUUUAGAGAGCAGUUGGCACAGAACACUGCACUGGCUCAAAGAGUGGUCACCAAGAUCAGUGGACGCGACCGUGCAGAGAGCCAUAAUGACAAGACAGGCCAUGAGUUGCUUGCCCUACGGCUGAGUAAGGAGCUUCAGCAGAAAGAUAAGAUCAUCGAGUCCCUCCACACCAAGUUGCAGCAGCGCCCGGAGACCCCGUCCAGCUGCCAUGCUCUCUCUGAGACCACCGACCAAUCAGACAGAACCUCCCUGGUGUCCGAUGAGUACAGAACCAAUGAAGACUUGGAGCUGUGCUCUGAUAUAGACAGCAGAGAAUACCAGGAGGAGCACCGGCUGCAGCAGCCAGGACAUGGAUCAGAACAAGACGUCCGCCCAUCUAUCCCUCCACUUCAUGGCUUCCUCAAGUCCUCCAGCAGCUGUCCCAACAUGCUUUGCUCAGGCCCUGUGGGUCAGUCCUCCAGAGCCCUUUUCAGUGAGCCUGUCACCUACUCCCUCUCUGUCCCCUCUGGCCCUGAUGUCUGGGGUGUGGGAGUCACUUCUGAACCCCAGCCCAGGGCCCUGUCUGUGAUCGCUGUUCGCCCAGAGCUGGACACGCUGUACAAACAGAGGAAUGAGCACAACAGGGGUUUUGCAGUCCACCAUGACAAGGCUCUGUUCACUCUCUCACCUGCCCACAACCAGCACAACCUCUCCAGCUAUAGCCAGCUACCCCAUCAUGCCUUUCAACAGUAUCAGCUGGGUGGCAUUCCUGAAGGCCACUCGCUGAAGUCUGACUCAGGUCUAGUGACAGGAGGGACUUUGUGGGACAUGGAGAACAUGGUUCAGCCUGUUGGGAGCUACUCUGGAUCACCAGGACACCAGCAGGAGAGCAACCAUGCAGGGGUAAAUUUGAUAGAGGAGCACCUGCGGGAGGUGAGGUGUCUCCGUCAGCGUCUGGAAGAGUCCAUUAGGACUAAUGAGAGACUCCGACAGCAGCUGGAAGAGAGGCUGGCCACAACUGGACGUGAUGGAGGGGCACCAACAAACAUCUACAUUCAGGGGCUGGACACAGUCACUCAACUGUCCAAUGAGAUCAGAGUCCUGAAGGAAGAGAACUUGGGUCUACAGUCACGCCUGCAGGCCAGCACAGACACAUGUGAGGAGGUGGUGCAGCUGCGGGAGGCGGUGUUUACAGCACGUGCACGUCUGAAACAAGCAGAGCUGGAGGCAGAGCAGUGGAAGGAGGAGCUAAGACGACUUCAGGCUCACAGUCAGGAGCAGGGACAGCAGAUACACAUAUUAAGGCAGGAACGGCAGGCCAGUCAGGAGAAAACCAACAGACUCCAGCAUGAGGUGUCUCUACUGCAGCAGCAGCUAUGUGAGAGCAGAGAGCUCAUCCACUCCCUGCAGAGUGAACUACAAGUGUACGAUCGAGUGUGUUCCAGCACAAAGGCCAACAAAGGCUACCUGUGUGAGCUCCCAGGUCUACCUGUGGAGCUGGGGGAGCUGCUCGGGGAGGUGAGGAGUCUGCGAGCCCAGCUGCAAAACAGCGUCCAGGAGAAUAGUGCCCUAAAACAACUGGAGCUCCACAAGCAGCUGGAGCAGAAGCUGGGUGUCGGCUCUCCUCGGACUCCCUCCCUCUCUGCGCUCACUGCCAGCCCUCAGAGAGAAAACUUCUACAGACGACAGCUGCUGCACGACCCAGCUCCGUCUCCACCAGUCAGGGACAUUGGUCUGUUUAACUGUGGAUCUCCCGGUCCUCCCUACUCAGACCUGGACGACAGCCAUAUUACUACCAAUGACCCUCUUGACCCUCACUCUGAGUUGGAGGGGGAGGCCCCUGACGGAUCAUUUGCAAACCGUAACGGCCGCCACGCCAUCGGCCAUGUGGAUGACUUCAGUGCUCUUCAGCAGCAGGUCUUAGAGGGCCGGAGCCUUGUCCAGCGCAUGGAGGCAACCCUGCAGGCCUGCCUCAGCCCACCGCUGCUGGAUGGCGACCAGAAACAGAGCAGUGAGCUGGUCCUGGACUAUGGAUGUGUGAAGAGCCUGCUGUCCAACACCAAGACUCUGAGGCAGAUCCUGGAGGAGGUGAUGUCUCUGCUGAAAAUGUUCUGGAGAGCAGCUCUACCCAGCACUGAUCCCUCCGUCCAAAACCUUAAGAAGGAGCAGUGUAUGCAGGAGGAGAUCUUGUCCCUGAAACUGCGUGUAUCAGAGCAGGAGGAGGUUCUUAAGGGGACAAUUCAAAGACUGAGGAGCACCAGCCGCACCAAGGAGAGCAUGGAGCACUUCAUAGUCAACCAGUUGUCAAGGACUCGUGAUGUGCUGAAGAAAGCAAGAACAAAUUUAGAGAAGAAUGAGCUGAGACUUUCCUCUCUAAGCUCCUCCUCUUCCUCUUCUUAUGCUGCUGAGGACCCAGGAGGUGCUGCCAGAGAGCGGCCUGCUGAUCGCAGUUUCCUGAAGAGCAGCGGUGCUUCCGGAGCUGCAGCCAAUCAACGUCCAGCGGCGAGGAAGCGCAGCAGCCAAUGCCUGCUUUAGACUUUUAAAGAACCAGCCUCAACGCCACCACCUCUGACCUCUAUGCUGAAACAGCCAAGACCCACAACCCCCACCCUCCUGCCAGCCCUCCACGCCAACCUUUUCCUGUCCCACCCAACCUCAGCCUUUACCUCCGUCCAGCCUUGAGAGUGCUUCCAUCCUCCCCUCCUCCGGGCAAUAUGUGCACAGUAUAAUCUGCACCUUGAGCCUUACCAAACUCCCUUCAACCCGCCGCCAGUUUUCAGUCACUCUCUACCACCUCUCUCACUACAUGUACUAUGUCUUUGAGUGAUACAGUCAGCAGUUUGCCUUGUCGUGUGUGUGACAGAAGAAGGUGUUUGAAAUGUGCCUCUGGUGGUUUCAGUGACGUGCGUCCUACUGAUGGAGCUGGUUGAACAUGCUCCUAGACACUGAUCUCAGACCAGGUGUGUUUCCAUAAAGGCAUAAAGGCAUUUUGGUUUUAGGGGUUGUAUUACAGAACAUUUCAGGAUAACUGUACCUGAUUUAUAAAUUUAGAAAAAUAAUUUACAAUGGAGAAUUUUGAAAGAAAUCAACUGUAGAUUUGUGAGAACUUAACUUGGAGUUAAAAUCUAAAGUUUCUAAAAUAACCCCCCUCCAGGAUCUGUGUCUAAGAGCAUCCUCUCCUGAGAGCCAGACAGCCUGUGGACGGAAUAAGUGUUCAUGCAUGUUUAAUCGUGGCUUGUGAGAGGAAUUCUGCACACACGUACACACACAUAUAUGUAUAUGUAUAUGUAUGUAUAUAUAUAUACAUACAUAUACAUAUAUGUGUGGUCGAGAUGGCUCACUCAAAGACAAGACAUCCUCAACUUUUAACUGCCACAGAAAUGCAAGUUUACUUCUCGUGGCACUUUUAUUAACGAGGAGUUUUUUUUGCAAAUGCAAUGCAAGGAACAGUGACACCCACAACGUAUCACUAGACACAGUGGAGGAAUGUAGAGGAGGUAGGUGAUCACUGCUAAGUAGUUGUGUAUAUCUGUAUUUGUGGAGGAAGCUUAUGAAUGGUAUGUCAGCCUUCAGCCAAGGGUUCUGAAUAGCUGAACAAAAGCCACAGAAAGGUUCCAUUUUAGUCACAAGCCUCCUCUUUUGGGUCCUAACGUUACUUUUUUGGCAUCUACCUGCUGAAUUUGAAGUCAAAUGCAGGGGAGUGGGGUAAAAGAAAGCUUAAGGCUUUGAUCAAUCUGGUUGGUUGUGAUUUCUGUACACUAGAAUUUGUAAAAAAAAAAAAAAAAAAAAAAGAGGUUAAAGUGCUGAAAUGGAACCAGGCUAAACACGCGUAUUCAAGCUCCUCUGUAGGAGUUCUCAUACGAGCAUGUGCAAUAAUGAUGUUUCUUGAAUGAUCAUGCUGCACCGGGUUAUUAUUAUUUCUUUGCUUGACACUGGAUUAUUAGUCACACUCAUAAUAAAGUUAGGACACAAUCAGUGUUAUGAUUGUGCAUUUUGUUCUGGUGUGUUGAUGCAUGACAGAGACUGUAAGUGGUAAAAUCUAAGCUAUGGAACAGGGGAUUGCCAAUACUUGCCAAAGUUUGAACUUUGAACUCUUUACUUUCACUUUGACUUGCCUUAUCCAUGCGAAUGACAAACCUAGGUCUGAUCAGACUUUAGGGAUACCGAGGUGUCUUUUAUUAAAAGGGCCUCCAGAACCACAGAGAUGGUAACCGUUAGACAGCUAGUUCAGUUUAUUUUGAAUUGUGGAAAUGAGCUCCUUUUUUUGGACCAAAACUCAACUAAGUGGAUUUUUCCCUCGAGGCCAUAUGUUUUUGUCUUUAUGUUAUUUCUCGUGGUUCGUGGCCGUAUACGCAUUCCCAUGGCAAUGGCAAAAUAGGUUAUCAAGUUCUUAUAGAUGAUGCAAACUUUGGCAGGCUACUGGUGGGAUCAUUGUUCUUUAAUUCACUCACUUAUAACAGUUCAACUUCAUGUUUAGUUUGAUAUGUUUUCUUGCUGUACAUUUGCCAUUUCAUGCUGUAAUUAACCUGCUUUUUCUGUAUGAACUUUUCUUUUGUUUGAGGGUGUGUGUGUGUGUGUGUGUGUGUGUGUGUGUGUGUGUGUGUGUGUGUGUGUGUGUGUGUGCGCAUGCGUGUGCCUACGUGUGCGUGUGUGAAAAAAACAUCCAACAUUUGCUUUUUGCAAAGUUGAUUUUCUGGGUAGCUGUGCAAUAGCUUUAUAUCUUUUAUUUUGAUGUUAAACAUCAUUGUAUUACGAGUAUGUUUGCUACAUUCACUUCCUGCAAUGUAUGAUUUAUAUGCAGUGUAUGUUAGAGGAUUGUGUCACUUUGAAUAAAUUAGUCACGUAGGUUGUGUCUGAUAAGAAAUCACAAACUAUGCCUUCAUGAUAUCUAAGUCACUGAUCACAAUAUUGUCCACCUAUAACAAAGCUCGGAUUAAUGUUGCUUCGCUUGCCUUUAAAUUUAGCUUGAGAGCUUCUUCAGUGGGCUCUCAGUGGUAGAAAUGGCCUUGAACUAGCGCUCGUCUACCUGAGAUCUGCCAAAUUAGGUUUUGUUUGCGCUCGAGUCUUCAGAAAAAGACAAAAGUUGCCAAGUAUUUCAAUAGAAGUGAAAAGUUUGAUAUUACCUUUUGAAAUUAAAGAAGUUAAAGGGAAAAGUUUUGAAGAUUUGUCUACUGUAAAAAAAAAAAAAGCCAAUGACUGGAAAGAUUGUGAAACGCAGAAUCCAUAAAGCACCUUGUUAGAGCGUAAACAAAGCCUUUUUGCUAUUGUUAUUAAGGGAAUCAAACAGCAGUUUGAAACAAUGUAUUGUUGGUUGAGUUACGUAUGUAUAUAGCGCUAUUUGAUUGGUGCAGCUUUUAUGUGAUUGGAAAGCAGCUUUUUUUCUGAGUUUGUGCAUAAUGAACUAGAAAGCCGAUACAGGACUCAUAUGGAUCCUGUCUCUGAUGACAGUUAACAGUGUGCUGUGUUGGCAAAAGUAUUAUCACUGAAAGAUUUUGGUAAAGAAUGAAUAAAACACUUAAAAAGCU
Messenger RNA from Dicentrarchus labrax (European seabass), 11217 nucleotides. RefSeq names its product myomegalin. The coding region runs from base 797 to 8227 and encodes 2476 amino acids. The record is from RefSeq and is a predicted model, not a curated record. Gene Ontology annotation, cellular component: microtubule organizing center; nucleus. The transcript is spliced from 41 exons. Lineage: Eukaryota; Metazoa; Chordata; Actinopteri; Moronidae. Gene Ontology annotation, molecular function: zinc ion binding.